GGCAUCAUCUCGGUACUUGCGUACGGAUACCCGUACAGUACUCCCAUUCCGCCAUUCCCCAAAGUCUUCAGCGGCUUGCUUCUGAAUGUGUUUGGUACAAUGGGCACCAAACGGCCCCUUUAAUAUACGCCGUUUUUACCGCGAAGCACGAAACAAUUAUUCCAUAGAGUGCUAGCCAAGAUGCGGCUCGCAUGGUACGCCACGAUCUCUACGGCCCUGGCGGCGUCAGUGGUCUUUUCGGCUUUUCAGCAGCGAGCCAAUUGUUAUUCCGCAAUGGUGUACUUGGCCCAGAGCAAUGUCUGCUUGCUGGUUCUUAUCAACUUCGUAUACUUGAUCUAUGGAACGGUGAUAUUCGGGCUGCAGCGAUCGCUGUACGGGCCCUUGCGGCAGGUGGAAGUCGAACAACUGUCCGAGAAAGCCUGGUUCGCAAUCACGGAGACGUGCCUUGCCAUGACGAUCUUUCGGGAUGAGAUUGGCGCCUGGUUUCUGGUCAUGUUCACAGCACUCAUAACGGGGAAAGUCUGGGGCUGGAUUGGAGAUGGCCGUGUGGAGAUUCUGGAACAACAACCGCCCGCAAACCCAGGGCUCUUCCACACCCGGUUGAGCAUCUCGCUUCUACUUAGCCUGGCCUAUGACAUUUGGAUUCUCAGGUACUCAAUGAAGACUGUCAUCCAGCAGGCGCGACCUGAUAUGAUGGUCAUGUUUCUGUUCGAGUUUGCCGUAUUGUCGACAUCCUCUGCUCGCACUGGAAUCAGGUACCUUGUUUCCGUCAUGGAACAUGGCAUCAUCAAGCGACAAACCAGACAAAGGCUUGAGGAGCGACGCCUCGAGGUACGGCAGAGAAGGGAGGAGCUCCUCCGUCAACGAGAACAACAGCCUAGGGGAGGUUCAACACCAGACCACGCCGAACUGCCGCAGGAGGAAGACAUUGACGAAAUGGACAUUGAAGUUCCGGGUUGGGAAAACAAGGGACAAUGGGUUCUUAUCCUGGAUCUUGUUGCGGAUUGCACCAAACUUUCGAUCUACAUUGUAUUUUUCUUCAUCCUCUUCUCAUUCUAUGGCCUUCCGAUCCACAUCAUGCGGGAUCUUUUCAUGACCGGUCGAGGUGUCAUCAAGAGAGUGACGGCUUUGUGGAAAUACAGGAAGGCCAUCGAGGAGAUGAACAAAUAUGCGGAUGCGACUGAAGCAGACAUCACGAGAGAAGAUACCUGCAUUAUCUGUCGAGAGCAAAUGAGACCGUGGGAUCCCGGUCAAAACCCCCCUGCUCUUCAACGUGUCCGCCCUAAGAAACUGCCCUGCGGUCAUAUUUUGCACAUGGGCUGCCUGAAGAGUUGGUUAGAACGCCAGCAAGUAUGUCCGACCUGCCGCCGUUCCGUGGUUCUUACUCGUACCGAGAACAUGGCGCUCCGCAAUGCUGGCCCGGACCAACCCGGAGCAGUCGGGCCAUUGGCCCCGGGGCAACAGGAGCUACCUCAGCGGGGCCCAGGAGGCCAGCAGGGCCGAGACGUGGAAGCACGGCGUCCGAACGGUGGUGCUCGUGUCUUUAACUUGGGCAAUCUCAGGGUAGGCUUUGCGCAAGGCGGUGAGAACAUUCAGGAACUUGCGCAGCGCAUGGCCCAGCCCCGACUGGCCAUCACCCCGCCAGAAGCUCGACUUGACCCUACUACUGCCGUCGCAACCGAUCGUCAGACCGCUCAAGGCUCGUCUGGAAGUGAUUUGGAGUCGAUUCGCGACCAUCUGAUGGAGAUAGAGAGGACCAUUCAACGACAGCUCCAAACCCUUCAGUACGACCAUCGGCAACUACAAGUCUGUAAUCUUUUGCUUGCUGAACUUCAAAGACUCCACCAGCAACGACAGCACGACACCCAAGCGGGCGGCGUCGGUGGGCCUGCCGCCCUCCAUACUCCAUUUCCAUUGCAGACGUCCUUGCCGCCUCUGAUGUCUCUUCCAAACGCAUCGCUUCAGUCCGGACCUUCGCCGAACACUACUCGUCACGGCCUCGCCACGAACUCCAACGCGAUACUGGCUGGCAGCCCAGAGUUGCCAGAAGGUGUUGUCAUCCCCCCUGGGUGGUCACUGCUGCCGCUUCAACGUCUAGAGGGUGUUCAGGUCCCAGUCACGCAGUUCCAUCCGAACACGGUCUUCUCAGUGGGGAAUGGGCAGCCGACCUCCUCAAAUACCGUGAACCCAAGGUUCCCGGCCUCGGCUCCCUUGACCACUGCAGAGCCAAUGACCGCCUCUGAUCGCCUUACCAGGGAUUUUCCUCCCAAUGAACUGGACCCCUCUCGUGUGGAACACCGGGAUGAGGGGCAUCAACCAGAAAUCUUGUCCCCAAACCCUGUACUACCGAAUUGGGGCGGAGAAAACCAGCUUUUUGGAAGAGGCUCGGUUCUCGCUCAUGAUGCCGGGUCAGGAACCCCUGUUCGAGAACCGACAGACUUGAAUUGGGGAGCGACCGAUGAGACCCGAGCUGCUGGCCCAUCAUUGAUGUCACCAGCUCACGACGAUGUUGUCACCAAUGAGCCCAGAGAUCAAGCCGAGCAACCUACGCCAGAGGGGACAGGGAAGGGGAAGGCGAAGGCGAAGGCGGUUACAAUCGAGGACGCGGAGGAUGAGGAUGGCAACUGA
Sodiomyces alkalinus F11 is the source of this 2628-nucleotide messenger RNA. RefSeq lists its product as hypothetical. The record is from RefSeq and is a predicted model, not a curated record. Gene Ontology annotation, cellular component: cytoplasm. Lineage: Eukaryota; Fungi; Ascomycota; Sordariomycetes; Glomerellales; Plectosphaerellaceae. Bases 181 to 2628 code for a protein of 815 amino acids. Gene Ontology annotation, molecular function: zinc ion binding. The transcript is spliced from 5 exons.